Messenger RNA from Linum trigynum, 2531 nucleotides. Lineage: Eukaryota; Viridiplantae; Streptophyta; Magnoliopsida; Malpighiales; Linaceae. The record is from the annotation of a GenBank genome assembly.
CAGAUUAUUCAUGAAACUAUAAUUAAUUACCUCCCCCUCAGACUAACAAUUUAUAGUUCACAUAAACAGCUGUAAUGAUUGGAUUUUUCUAAUCUGGAAAAAAAAAAAAGAUAGCUCUAAUUUCUAAGUUCAACGUACGUCCUCCUAACACACUGUUUGGUGGAACUACUUUUCAAACUCUAUCUAAACUACACAAUUAAUUUCUGGAAUCUGCAGGCUUGACUCGUUCAAGAGCCUUAUUAUCAAAUAAACAAAUCAUCGGCCAAAUUCGGUUCAGAACACUAGCUUAGGCAGCUUUCGUUUCACAAGUCAAAUUUCUGUAUUAGGCGGCGUUGGUAAAUUAAUUACCAACCACACACGUUUCCGCCUUCCCCCAAUAUAUACAUGACCCAACCAACACAACAACAACAACAGGCAAAAUCGUACUCUGGAAAGAAGGGAAAACCAAACUUCGUUCUUCUUUUUUUUUGGUUUCGUAAAUCAGGACAUCCAUCGUCGACAACAGUGAUCGAAUCGUCGAACAACAAUGAGAGGAGCUCGUUCCUCGACUCCUUCGUCGUCACCUUUUCUUCCUCUGGUCGUGAUGAUGGUUGUCGUCGCCCUGUUUCCUUCGUCAUCGUUCUCCUUCAGCCUGAAAUCCGCGAAACCCUUUCUUCGUAGCAACGUCGAGGACGAUUCUCCAUUUCGCGAGGACUUCUUGUUUGGAACUGCAGCCUCUUCCUACCAGUUUGAAGGAGCGUAUUUGAGUGAUGGGAAAGGGAUCAGCAAUUGGGACGUUCACAGCCAUACCCCAGGCAAGAUCGUCGAUGGAAGCAAUGGAGAUGUCGCCGUCGAUUCUUAUCACCUCUAUCAGGAAGAUAUUAAGCUAAUGAAAUCCCUUGGAGUCAACAGCUACCGGUUCUCCAUUUCUUGGUCACGCAUACUACCUAAAGGGAGGUUUGGAGAGAUAAAUCAAGCUGGAAUUGCAUAUUACAACGAGCUCAUCGACGCUCUCGUACUUGAAGGAGUCGAACUAUUUGUGACGCUCUGCCAUUUUGAUAUGCCGCAAGAGUUAGAGGACCAAUAUAAGAGUUGGCUAAGCUCGGAAAUUCAGGAGGAUUUCGGGUACUACGCUGACGUAUGCUUCAAGUACUUUGGCGACAGAGUGAAAUAUUGGUCGACUUUCAACGAACCAAACUUCCAAGUCACCUUCGGUUACCGAGACGGCACUUUCCCGCCAUCCCGCUGCUCGGGGCACUUUGGUAAUUGCACGGACGGGGACUCAGAAACGGAGCCGUAUAUAGCCGCCCACAACAUAAUCCUCUCUCAUGCAGCCGCCGUCGACGUCUACCGCACCAAAUACCAAAAGGACCAGAAGGGCAUGAUCGGAAUUGUACUCCACUGCGCUUGGUUCGAACCGUUCAGCGAUUCAGAAGCCGAUGGGUUGGCCACGGACCGGGCCAAUGCUUUCUUCGCGAACUGGUUCUUCGACCCGAUCGUGCUUGGUCGGUACCCGGAAGAGAUGAGCCAGGUUCUCGGGUCGACCCUGCCCGAGUUCUCGAGUAAGGAUAUGGAGAAGCUUAAGCAAGGGCUGGAUUUCUUGGGGAUCAACCAUUAUACGAGCUACUACAUCAAGGAUUGUAUCUACUCUGCUUGUGAGCCUGGGCUUGGAACUACCAGGAGUGAAGGUUCAUUCCAGACAAUCCAGGAAAGGGAUGGAUUCCCAAUGGGGAAACGAGGUGAUUUGGGUUGGCAAUACAUUUACCCACAAGGAAUGGAGAAAAUGGUGACAUACUUAAAAGAUAGAUACAACAAUGUGCCCAUGAUUAUCUCAGAAAACGGGUAUGGUGAGAUGAACAGUCCAAUGCUCACUACUGGAGAUUUCCUCAACGACGUGAGAAGAGUAGAGUACAUGUCUGGGUACUUGGAAUCACUCAUGGCAGCAAUCAGGAAAGGCGCAGACGUGAGAGGGUACUACGCGUGGUCGUUGCUCGACAACUUCGAGUGGACCAACGGUUAUACCCAGAGGUUCGGGAUCUGCCACGUCGAUUACAACACUCUGGAGAGAACUCCAAAGCUAUCGGCGAAAUGGUUCAAAGGAUUCAUCGCCAAGUAUGGCAAGACACCCAGAGCCCUGUUGUGAGUGAAUGGGGAUCAACCCAUAUAGCAGAAGGAAAUAGCUUAAUUCUUUUGUUUAUUUACAAGUGAUGUUGACCCUAACGUUUAAAAUUAGGGUCGCUUGGAAGUUUGUCAUCGUUCGUUAUCACUAAGCCAAACUUGUAAUUAUCAGUAGAGAAAGAUAGGAAAAGAGGUGCAAUUGAUUCAUUGUCAUUGUGAUAAUGGCAUGAAAUUGAUUGAUUGGUUCAUUGUUGAAUGCAAGCAAACACAUUGACCGCGACAAACAAUGAUCAAUAAUAUGUGAGAAAAUACUGAUAUCACAAGUGUUGUUGACCCUAAAGUUUGAACUCGGCGUAAGUUCGAAGGCUGUCACUAUGAGCAUCAUAAUCACUAGACCUACUUAGAGUGAAAAUAAAUGAACAAUAUUACACUGA